AUGGCCGACUGCGCAAACCAGUUAUGGUAUACCUUCGCAUUCGAAUGGCUUACACAAGCCCGGCACAGAAACAGCAGAGGAGCCCAAACCUACAAGAAAGCCUGCGACUCUCUCAAAGCCUGCCCGUUCGAAAUGCAGCACCCGUCGGAAGUUAUACAACUCACUGGAUGGGGUCCAAAGCUCGUUGACAGAUUGACAAAGGAUCUCCAGGCUUACUGUGAUGCCAAUAUGCUGCCAAUGCCAAAGAGACAGACCAAGAGGAAAAAGAAGACAGCUGAUGCUACAGGAGAGGAAGCUGGCAGUGAUGAGGAGCCAGCAACACCGAAGAAAAAAGCCAGGAAGACCAAGCCGUAUGUACCAGGCUUGCGCACCGGUCCCUAUGCUCUGCUUAUUGCUCUCGCGACACAAGAACGGGGAUCGAAGGAGGGCAUAUCAAAGUCGCAUCUGAUUGAGCUCGCCCAACCACAUUGUGACGCAUCAUUCUCAGCACCAAGUGAUCCUACGAAAUUCUACACAGCUUGGAAUUCAAUGAAGACACUUCAGGCCAAGGACAUGGUUUAUGAGAAAGGAAGACCGACACGACUUUACUAUCUGACAGAUGAAGGUUGGGAUGCCGCCGAUGCACUGUUGAAGACUGUAGAUCUUAGCCAGGGACGGCUGGACAAAUUCACCGUAGCAACGAGGGCCGCUCCAGACGGUUCGGACGAUGAAGAUGGUUCAGAUGCAGACAGCCCUGUUUGUCGGUCCAAUGCCAGACCAUCCUCAGAGUCUCCCAAGAAAUCUAACGUCCCGGACAUCGUCCCGCUCGGUAGAUCUGUAGCGAGUGCCGCCGACCUCCCUACUUUCACUCCUAUUGUCCUCGAGCCGGGAUUCUUCAGCGUGGAACUAGUCCUAGAUAUCAGAGAGAUACGCGCAAAAUCAGAUCGUGACUACAUGCAAAAGAAUUUGACCUCUGCUGGAGUCAAGCCGAUAAUGCGAGCCAUGUCUCUGGGAGAUGUUUUGUGGGUGGCAAAGUUGCACGAUCCUGGUCUGCUCAAACGUCGGGGCGCGGAGGGUGACGAAGUUCUGCUCGAUUACGUUGUUGAGAGGAAGAGACUUGAUGACCUCAUUGGCUCGAUCAAAGAUGGUCGGUUCCAUGAGCAGAAAUUCCGGCUUCGCAAAUCCGGAAUCAAGAAUGUGAUCUAUAUCAUCGAAGAAAUGGCUCAUGCUGCUGAUCGGUACGAAGAAGCAGUAGCAUCAGCUAUCGCUUCUACUCAAGUAGUUAAUGGCUAUUUUGUCAAGAAGACACAGAAGAUGGACGACACUAUUCGGUACCUGGUGAGCAUGACGAAGAUAUUGAAAGACAAGUACGAAACAAAGCCACUUAACCUUAUUCCCACAAAGAAUAUUACGACUACAAAUUACUUGCCAUUGUUGGAAGAUCUUUCCAAGAAGCAACCAGGCACAGACUAUCACAUCACAUAUGAUGCCUUCGCAGAUAUCAGCUCGAAAUCGGGCAACUCAACUCUUCGGGAUGUAUAUUUGAAGAUGCUUAUGUGUAUUCGAGGUGUUACGGGCGAGAAGGCUCUCGAAAUACAGAAGAGGUGGAAGACCCCAGUAGACUUUUUGGACGCAUACAACCGGAUCGAGGAGAGAGAAGGCCAAGGAGAGCAAUGCCGGAAGAAGAAGAUGGAUCUUGUGUCGAGCGAGAUGAGUAAUCUGAUUGGGAGGAAAAAAAUGGGAAAAGCUCUGAGCGUCAAGAUCUCCGAAGUUUGGGGUGAUGUACAAACCUGA
Messenger RNA from Cadophora gregata, 1773 nucleotides. It is a transcript of the gene MUS81, whose product is annotated as Crossover junction endonuclease mus81. The record is from RefSeq and is a predicted model, not a curated record. Gene Ontology annotation, cellular component: Holliday junction resolvase complex; nucleus. The transcript has a single exon. Gene Ontology annotation, molecular function: 3'-flap endonuclease activity; crossover junction DNA endonuclease activity; DNA binding. Gene Ontology annotation, biological process: mitotic intra-S DNA damage checkpoint signaling; DNA catabolic process; resolution of meiotic recombination intermediates. Lineage: Eukaryota; Fungi; Ascomycota; Leotiomycetes; Helotiales; Ploettnerulaceae. Bases 1 to 1773 code for a protein of 590 amino acids.